UGGCCGAUGCGCCUGGUCCCGCUGCUCUCCGGGGAGUCCCAGAUAGCGGCACAGCAGCUUCCGGUCCAGAAUCUCCUGGUCUUCGACGACCUGAAGAGGGCCAUCCUCCAGCGGGUCGGCCGGAGCCCUGAGGAACACCGACAGCGUUUCCGCUCGCUCGAGCUGGCUGAGUCCGGCCGACCCUUCGUGAUGGCCCAACAGCUCUGGGACUCCUGCCGCAAAUGGCUGUUGGCUGAGGGAAGCGACGUGGAGAAGAUCGUCGAUCGAGUGGUGCUGGAGCAGUUUAUCACUCGGCUACCGAAGAAGACAGCCGAGUGGGUCCAGUGCCACCGCCCCACGUCGCUGGACUCGGCCAUCCAUCUCGCGGAGGACCAUAUGGUGGCGUGCCCCGGGGUCGGCGAACCCCUCCCAUCUGCUUCUCUCUCUCCCUCUCCAUCUUCUGUCCCUCUCUCUCAUCCUGUCCCUUUACCCAGGUCACGGCCGCCUGGAUAUCCGCGUGUCCCGCCCCGGGGGCGGGGCGGGUUUGACCAGAGCCAGUCCGGGACUCCACGUGCCCCGCCCAGGAGGGCGGGACUGGUUUCCACGGGGGGGGAUCCCACUCCUGUUUCUCCGCUUUCUCCACGGCAAUCAUUUACCCCACCCCCUGCCACUGGGGCGGCGGGGAGGUCUGGGCCGGCCUGUUGGCGUUGCGGGGACCCGGAGCAUUUCAUAGAUAAAUGCCCGGUGAUGGAGGUUGGGACAAUGGUUCGGGUCCCGGACGCCCCGCAGGCUGCCCCCGGUCAAGCUGGCUGGUACCAAAUACCUUAAUUGGCGUGGAGAGAGUAUAUAACGCCAGGAGAAACAGGAGUGGCUGAGAGAGAGAAGGACUACUGACUGCUUACCUCCUGGAUGCUGGAAUUGUUGGCUGGAGUUGCUUAUGUUAUAUUGGACCGUUUUGUGCCUGUCUGCACACCUGUUUUGUUAUUUUUGAAAACCAAAUAAAGCAGUCAGUAGUCAAGCUGA
This is a messenger RNA of Megalobrama amblycephala (Wuchang bream), 1002 nucleotides long. Its product is annotated as zinc finger and SCAN domain-containing protein 29-like. Bases 7 to 807 code for a protein of 266 amino acids. The transcript has 2 exons. NCBI's taxonomy places the organism in Eukaryota, Metazoa, Chordata, Actinopteri, Cypriniformes, Xenocyprididae. Gene Ontology annotation, molecular function: zinc ion binding; nucleic acid binding. The record is from RefSeq and is a predicted model, not a curated record.